AUGAGAAGGCGAAAAAUUCUGUCAAGUACUGCGAGUGUCGUGUGCUUGAAAUGCGGACAUUUGUUUGGGCAGUCCUGUAUUGAAAGAUGGAUACGGCGAAACACAAAAAAUGCUUCGUGCCCUCAGUGUAAGGAGCGGGCGCGAUUGACCGAUAUUCGACGUUUAUAUACAAGCAUCGUAAAGGCGCUCGAUACAACGGAGUUAGAACAUUUGAAAGAAGCAAAUAAUGAAUAUAAAAUAGAAAAUGAAUAUUUACGCGUCGAAAAUGAAUAUCUGAAAAUGGAACUUUCGAAAGCGGAGGCAUCCAAAAGUGCUUCCAUGUUGGUUACGCGUGCAGUACAGACACCCGAUGUGGGCCACUAUUUAUCACUGGUAAUGGAUUGCACUGUGCCUCUGUACAUGCCACAAAGCUCACGAUCUAUUGAUGGGAAUAGCAAAUUCUUUGUGAUCACUUGUAAGCUUCCAGCCGAACAUUUGAUGCCGUAUGGCUUGAAGAUGUUAACACAUGAUGGGCAUGAAGUGGCGGUGAUUGGAAUACAUGAAAAGCGACCACGCUGUUGUAAAUUUUCACCAUAUGAUCCUGAUCUGGUACUUUCAACAGGAGAAGAUCACAUGCUUUGUGUCACGAGGUUUGGGAACACGGCGACACUGGUACAUCGCGAACAGUUGCCAUUCAAUGGAUGGAGUUGUUGCUGGUUAAGCGCUAAUGAGGUUGCCGUCGGUCUGAUCAAUGGAAGAGUCUUGAAAUUCAACAUUAUGCAUCCCGGAAAAGACCCGGCACUUGACAUCACCUCCAAUAAUGGAAUUGUGCCAAUCAUAAGCGUUCAUUCAUCCCCAACUCAAUCCCUUCUGUUCGUUGUUUCUCUGAAAGAAUGCGUACUUUAUGAGGGCAUGCAACGUUAUGUUCUGAUAUCAAAUCAAGGUGCCAUAAGUGCUUUUUGCUACGACGAGGGGAGCUGCCAUGUUAUGUUGACGUUUGCUCCGGGCCAAUAUCAUUCUACGGUCACUCACGUUUUAUACAAGUUGGUAUUGAACAGCCAAAGCAAGCAAUUACUUCAUGUUUGCACAUAUGAAAGUGACUCAAGCAAACUUACGUGUAUGACGAAGAGCGCUUUUUGGUUUGCACCUGUUGGCCCUCUUGCUGUUAUUUAUAAUGAAGCCGAUUCGAAACUGGUGAGUUUUGAUUUACUUCAACCACUUCCCGCAAUGUUUCUUGAGUGGCACAACACUGUUACCUUUAUGGAGCAAGAAAUGAGUCAUAACACUGCAAAAUUUGGCCCUUUUCAUUCUUAG
Gongylonema pulchrum is the source of this 1293-nucleotide messenger RNA. Lineage: Eukaryota; Metazoa; Nematoda; Chromadorea; Rhabditida; Gongylonematidae. The record is from the annotation of a GenBank genome assembly.